AUGAAUAAGAAGUCUGAAUUCUAAAGAGCUAAUACAACGAAAUAAUUAAAUAUUAGUAAGGAAAAUAGUCCUAAGAUAAUUAUAUCCCAAAGCACUUCGAUAGGUUUUCUCAAUGAAUAGAGCAAUUAUUUAUCAAAAUCACUUGUAUAUAGUCCAAGUCGGGUAGAUUAUUCUUUCGAUAGAAUAAUCGAAUAAAGUAUUCUAGAAUAGAGAGUGUAUAAAUAUAUUAAAUGUAAGUAAAAACUUACCAACGAAUGCUAACGACUAAGAACAACCCACCAAAGUGUUCUGUCAAAAAUGUUAAAAAUAAGUCAUCACUAGAAUUGAAAAAUAAUAUGGUUGUGGUGCCCUAAUUGUUACUUUCUUGAUAUUAAUGAUAUUCUGGCCAUUGUUUUGGAUUCCAUGCUUUGUUUCAGAAUGCAGAGACAUAAUACAUUAUUGUCCAUCUUGUGAAGAGGUUAUUGGAUUGAAACCUUAUAAACUUUGCAAAUGA
Messenger RNA from Paramecium pentaurelia, 493 nucleotides. The record is from the annotation of a GenBank genome assembly. Lineage: Eukaryota; Ciliophora; Oligohymenophorea; Peniculida; Parameciidae.